AUGGCAUAUCCCUUCUCAGAUUUCAAGUACUCUGACGGCCUCACUGUAGUGGGUAUCUCCUUCUGUACAGCUAUUGUCUGUGAGGCCAUCUCAUGGAUUCUUAUUUACCGCACCAAUUCUUACAAGAACCUUCGGUCCUCCAUUGACAAAGCAUCCAAGAAACUCGAGACUAUGAAGACUGACAGCAACAAAAUCACCAUUAAGAAGUCCAAAACCAAAAAAAUUGACCGUGUUGAGACAAGCCUCAAAGAAUCUAGUCGUGACUUGUCUCUCUUCAAGUUCAAAUCAGGGGGUGUAGUUGCUCUUGUUCUCUUUGUGGUAUUUGGAUUGCUAAAUUCACUCUUCGAAGGCAAGGUAGUUGCCAAAUUGCCAUUCCAGCCUUUUGGGCUUGUCAUGAAGAUGAGCCACCGUGGGCUGCAAGGUAAUGAUCCCACUGAUUGUUCCAUGGCAUUUCUAUACUUCUUGUGUUCCAUUAGUAUCAGAACAAAUUUGCAGAAGUUCUUGGGUUUUGCACCGCCAAGGGGUGCAGGUGCUGGUCUCUUUCCAAUGCCAGAUCCCAAGACCAGUUGA
Messenger RNA from Lathyrus sativus (Indian pea), 570 nucleotides. The record is from the annotation of a GenBank genome assembly. Lineage: Eukaryota; Viridiplantae; Streptophyta; Magnoliopsida; Fabales; Fabaceae.